Messenger RNA from Phialemonium atrogriseum, 968 nucleotides. RefSeq lists its product as uncharacterized. The record is from RefSeq and is a predicted model, not a curated record. The transcript has 4 exons. Lineage: Eukaryota; Fungi; Ascomycota; Sordariomycetes; Cephalothecales; Cephalothecaceae. Bases 141 to 857 code for a protein of 238 amino acids.
GGAGCCGGCGCUAGGCUGUACAAGACAAAGUCCCAAGCUUGUGUCUCAUUCGAGUCGGAACACCGUCCGACUCUGCUCAUAUCAUUGCCACUACCACCAUCCCAUAAAAAAUAAACUAUCCCUUCUGAGAUCUCCACGCCAUGGGUCGAAUCCGUCGGCUCCUCAGGGACGUUGUUGGUGACACGACGAAUCCCAAUAAGCCCCAAAGCACCGACGCCGGGUCUGCCUCUGGCGAUAGACCAGACGAUCCGUAUCGGGGGUCAGCAAAACCUCUCACUGGCAUACACUCCCCGAAUCGCCCGUCGGGGCAGCCGUCAACGAAUCAGUACACUGCCCCGGGUUAUGCCGGCUUAUCACGCGAUGGGCUGCCCCCGGGGAGACCCUUGGAGGGCAACUACGGCGACGGCGUAGGUCCUAGUCCGGCUUCAUAUCCAGAGGCAUAUCCGGGACGGGGUAUCGGCGGAGCCGGCGACAACAAAAGCAUGCCGCAGCCAGACGGAUACGAGUACCGCACAGGUGGGCGGCAUGCUCAGCCGUACGAUGGCGUUCACCACCAGGCUCAGCACCAGUGUCCACGCCAGACACGAUCGGAAGAGUACGGUCGGGAUUCCAAUGGCCAGCCGCAAUAUUACGCUACAGGUCCACCUCCUGGCACCGUGUACUAUGGCUCUCACGAGGAACAUACCCCUCGGAGGGGUGAAGUUGCACCAGCAGAUGCGUCAGGCCGGAGCCGAGACCGCAGCUCCAGCAGAGACCGCCGAAGUCGCAGGAAGCACCGGCGCAAGAGCAGAGAUAGGCGCCCUGGAGUCAUCUCCCAACUUAGGGACGCCAUCAGCGGAAGCAACCAACAACGGUAAAUACCUAGGUACCCUGGUUCUCGUUGGCUUGGAUUACUUGGUGGGAAUAAUGUGGGCCUCGGCGGGGACGUUGGAUUAUCAUUGGCGCUAGCAGGGUUUAAAAGCAGAUUC